AGGUGUGCUGCUCAGGUGACCCAGGUGGGCAGCUUUGAGCCCUGUCCUAAGGAAUGCUGGGGCCUCUUUGUAAAAUUGCUUUUCUUGGGUUCUCACCAUCCCUGCCACCAUUGGCUUUGCACUAACAGCUGUGGCCAGGCUGCCUGGGAGGGUCCUCUUUGUCUUGGUCCAGGCCACCCUCUGAGGGGUGGCUGUGAAGCGGAAACACUGGCUGAUGGGGGAGCUUCAGCCCCACCCUCCCCCACGGCUCUAGGAGGGGCGGAGUGGAAGAGGCUGACUGGCUGGGACCCUGGCAGGGUGCUGACUUCUUGAUUUGGCUGCACCCACUCCUCCUGGAUGGAAUGUGGCAAGAAAGGACAUGCUCUUUGCUGCCAGGCCCACCUCCCAGCCCAGCAGCCACAGAGCGGGUUCCCCGUCUCAGCUCCAUCACAUUACAAUCCAGUAGCUGAAACUGGUGACCCCUCUUUUCAGAGAGGUCACGUGUGAAGUCAGGACUGCCUGCCUGUUAUUUCCCUGUGGGAACAUGGGGCACUGAGGUCCUUUUAGUGUCUUCUUUGCCUGUUCUACCAACAGUGUUCCAGAGCUCCCCAGUGGCUCACCGGGUUAAGGAUCCAGCAUCGUCACUGCUAUGGCGUGGGUUUGAUCCUUGGCCUGGGAACUUUUGCGUGGCCAAAAAAAACACAAAAAACAAAAAACACAGUGUUCCAUUUUAACAGCUAAAGCAGCAGAUAACACCCAAUGUUACUAGAGAUUUACUUGUAAAGCUCGCAGGUUUCGCCCCACUUUACGUUCCAGGGUACGUAGAAGACAGAGACUUCUCUCCCCGAUUUGGGUUGUUGGUACAGGGGCUAAACUCUGCCUGGUUGGGUGCUGCCCACUGGGAGGCCUGGGACAGGCUGCCCCCGUCUCCUGGCUCACUGCCUUGUUCCAGAAAUAGCUUGGUCUUCCCGGCACUUCACUCAUCGGUUGCUGCUUCGCAUUUAUAGCCCUUUAUGGAAUUUUGUUUCUUCUCAGAAAGUUUUAUAUUCUCUCAUGACUAUACAGUCAACUUUGACGCCUCUGCAUCAGAAAACAAGCUCUCGUAGUGGUUAUAAGGAGAAGCCGGGCCCACUUUGUUCCUGUCAUCCGAGGCACGCAGAACUUUCCAGCGACUGUCAGUCCGCUGCGGCCAUGGCAGUCUGGAAGGAAAUGGAAUGGACAGUGGCGGUGGAGUGGACUUGGCCAUGCCUCACUCAGCCCCCGAACCAUCAUGCAGAAGAUGAUGGAUUUGGAUGUCCUUCUAUGAAGAAAUGCCACGUGUCUCUCCGGGCGCAAGAACAAACAUGUCCAAAUUACUGCCACCUUAGGGGACUAGGGCUUGGUGACAGCGCUUCCAGGGGCAUCAGGCGUGGUCUGACCCAAGAGCAGGAAGCACAUCAUCACCAAUGACAUCAUGACAGCAAGAGAGCACAGCCCUCGCCAUGGCGCCAGGGCCCGUGCGAUGCAGCGGGCUUCCACCAUCGAUGUGGCAGCCGACAUGCUUGGCCUCUCCCUGGCAGGAAAUAUACAAGAUCCAGAUGAGCCUAUUUUAGAAUUCAGCUUAGCUUGCAGUGAGCUGCAUACGCCAUCGCUAGAUCGAAAACCAAAUAGUUUUGUGGCAGUGAGUGUGACCACCCCACCUCAGGCGUUCUGGACGAAGCACGCACAGACGGAGAUAAUCGAGGGAACCAACGAUCCUAUAUUUCUAAGCAGCAUUGCCUUUUUUCAAGACUCUCUUAUCAAUCAGAUGACACAGAUCAAACUCUCCGUGUACGAUGUCAAGGAUAGAUCUCAGGGAACAAUGUAUUUACUGGGCUCUGGCACAUUCAUUGUCAAAGACCUGCUCCAGGACAGGCGUCAUAGGUUGUAUUUAACACUAAGGUCAGCAGAGAGUGACCGCGUGGGUAACAUCACUGUGAUGGGCUGGCAGAUGGAGGAGAAGUCAGACCAGCGUCCGCCCGUGACCCGGUCUCUGGACACUGUCAACGGGAGGAUGGCCAUGCCAGCGGACUUGAGCUUGACCGAGGCCUUGGGAAUCCGAUCCAAAUAUGCUUCCUUGCGAAAAGACACUUUACUGAAAUCGGUGUUCGGCGGCGCCAUCUGCCGCAUGUACCGGUUCCCGACCACUGAGGGCAACCACCUGCGGAUCCUGGAGCAGAUGGCGGAGAGCGUGCUGUCGCUGCAUGUCCCCCGGCAGUUCGUGAAGCUCCUGCUGGAGGAGGAUGCGGCCAGGGUGUGUGAACUGGAGGAGUUGGGGGAGCUGUCCCCUUGCUGGGAGAGCCUGCGGCGCCAAAUCGUCACUCAGUACCAGACCGUCAUUCUCACAUACCAGGAGAACCUGACCGACCUCCAUCAGUACAAAGGUCCCUCGUUCAAAGCGAGCAGUUUGAAAGCAGAUAAAAAGCUAGAAUUUGUUCCCACAAACUUACACAUACAGCGGAUGAGAGUUCAAGACGAUGGAGGAUCAGAUCAGAACUACGACAUCGUCACCAUCGGAGCACCGGCCGCACACUGCCAAGGCUUCAAGUCAGGGGGUCUCCGCAAAAAGCUGCACAAAUUUGAAGAGACCAAGAAACAUUUUGAAGAGUGUUGCACAUCAUCCAGCUGCCAGUCCAUCAUCUACAUACCACAGGACAUUGUCAGGGCCAAGGAGAUCAUCGCCCAGAUCAACACACUGAAAACCCAAGUGAGUUACUACGCAGAGCGGCUCUCAAGGGCAGCCAAGGACAGGUCUGCCACCGGCCUCGAAAGAACCCUCGCCAUCUUGGCCGACAAGACCCGGCAGCUGGUCACCGUGUGUGACUGCAAGCUGCUCGCCACCUCCAUCCAUGGUCUGAACGCCGCCCGGCCUGACUACAUCGCCUCCAAGGCCUCGCCCACCUCAACUGAGGAGGAGCAGGUGAUGCUGAGGAAUGACCAGGACACCCUCAUGGCCAGGUGGACAGGCAGGAACAGCCGGUCGUCUCUGCAGGUGGAUUGGCAUGAGGAGGAGUGGGAGAAGGUGUGGCUGAACGUGGACAAGAGCCUGGAGUGCAUCAUCCAGCGGGUGGACAAGCUGCUACAGAGGGAGCGCCUGCAGAGCGGGGGCUGUGAGGAUGGCUUCCCCUGUGCCGGCAGCUGCACCGGCAAGAAAGAUUGCAGUCCCCCUCCUGAAGAGGCCAGCCCAGGUGAGUGGAGCGAGGCCCUGUACCCGCUGCUGACCACCCUCACAGACUGCGUGGCCAUGAUGAGCGACAAGGCCAAGAAGGCCAUGGUCUUCCUGCUCAUGCAGGACAGCGCGCCCACCAUCGCCACCUUCCUGAGCCUGCAGUACCGCCGUGACGUGGUCUUCUGCCAGACGCUGACUGCGCUCAUCUGUGGCUUCAUCAUCAAGCUGAGGAACUGCCUGCAUGACGAUGGCUUCCUGCGGCAGCUCUACACCAUCGGGCUGCUUGCCCAGUUCGAGAGCCUGCUGAGCACCUACGGGGAGGAGCUGGCCAUGCUGGAGGACAUGAGCCUCGGGAUCAUGGACUUGAGGAACGUGACCUUCAAAGUCACUCAGGCCACUUCUAACGCGUCCACCGACAUGCUGCCCGUCAUCACAGGAAAUCGGGACGGCUUCAAUGUGCGGAUCCCCCUGCCGGGGCCCUUGUUCGAUGCCCUGCCGCGGGAGCUCCAGAGCGGGAUGCUGCUGCGGGUCCAGCCUGUGCUCUUCAAUGUGGGCAUCAAUGAGCAGCAGACGCUGGCCGAGAGGUUUGGUGACACGUCUUUACAAGAAGUUAUCAACGUGGAGAGUUUGGUGCGGUUAAAUUCUUACUUCGAGCAGUUCAAGGAAGUUUUGCCUGAGGAUUGCCUACCUCGAUCUCGGAGCCAGACGUGCCUGCCAGAGCUGCUGCGUUUCCUGGGUCAGAACGUGCACGCCAGGAAGAACAAGAACGUCGACAUCCUCUGGCAGGCUGCCGAGAUCUGCCGCCGCCUUAAUGGGGUCCGGUUCACCAGCUGCAAGAGCGCCAAGGACCGCACGGCCAUGUCGGUGACGCUGGAGCAGUGCCUGAUACUGCAGCACGAGCACGGCAUGGCCCCACAGGUCUUCACCCAGGCCCUGGAGUGCAUGCGCAGCAUUGGAACACGGGAGGUAGUCACCCAGAAGAACUUGAGCGGCCUGGUGCCCAUCCGAGACUUAAGGCUAGACCCCAGCCUCCUCUGUUCCAUCCCUUUACUGGCUCUGAGCCCCAAUCUACUGAUUGUGUGGCUCUUUCUGAGCAUAGCAUACCUGGUGGCCAAAUUGCGUUGCAAAUGAGUAUCAUUAUGAAAAUUAAUAAAGUCACAAGAAAAACAAAAGUGCCAGAACAUGUCCAGCCACCGAGUACCUAACUGGACAGAAGGAAUGUGUCAGAGCAUGGUCUGCCACGAGAUAUUUCAUGCCUUACAGUUUGACAUUUUGUUGUUCUGAACUGUAAAUACCUGCCAGAUUAUCUCACCAAGAGGACGUGUUCGUUUAAAUUCUGUCGAGUUUUCAGUGCUUGUACCAUGUUCUUACAGAGCCCUGUUACUGCGUUGUUUAGCUGGCCUAGAAUUACUUGUACCAAAUCUCUUACCUUCUGAUGUGAAACUAUUUAUUACCUGUAUAUCUCAUGUGCCCUGUUUCCUAGAGAAAGGAAAUCUGUCUGAAAAGAAUUUGUAUAUUUGAUACUAUCCUUUAAAUGUACUGCUAACCUUUCCUUUCCUUUGGAAGAGAAAUGAAAAGGAUAGAUGGCUUUUCUAACUGGCUCAUCUAGAUAAACCUAUUUAAUAGGACAUGUACUUUCUGCUUUCAUUUCAAAGCGUAGUCCCUGAAAUUACAGUAGCAAACAGUUUGCAGAAUCAUUACAUUUCCUUGCUUAUGUUAUUAUUUCCAAGUUGAGAUGACACAAAGCUGUGACUACAGUAGCUCACUGUACCAAAUCAGGCACAAAAAAUAACAUACUGCAUGUGACUUUAAAACUCCUCUUUUAAAUCUCUAAGGUUCAUUACACUGAUCCAGGAACUAAUGGAUUAAAGUUAUAUACAUUUAUUUUUUUUGAAAUAGCACUUUUCAUUAAAAAACAAACACACCUCUCUUACAAAUCAAAUGUGGUUAAUAAUAACAACAAAAAGAGUAUAUCAAAAUUUCCCCCAAAAAUGCGGCCUAACUUUUGGGGCAGUCGUGCCUGAUGGAGCUGUGAGAGAGAAAAGGUUGCUUUGGGUUCUGCUCUUAUCACCCUGCAUUUAACAUAGCCGGGUCUAAAACGGGGGCACCUGUAAACCUGGCAUCCCGUGGGGAAGGAGGCCAAGGCGCGGCCUCUCAGAGCAGCAGCAAAAGCUGGGAAACCCCACGGAUCCUGUACGGAAAAGGGAGGCGGCUUGUGUUCCUAUUCACAUCUCCUUGUGCUUCUGUUAUGGAAGUGGAUUUUCCUUCCCCAGUCUAGAAACACUGGAGUGAAUUUAGAGAAGCAUGUCUUUUCCAGAAACUUGACGCCCAAGCAUGCGCCCAAACCCAGUCCACUGCAAAAUCUGGCCUCUCCAUUCUCACCCCCAGGCUCGAAGAACUUCCUCUGGGGUUUCUCUGGUUUGGCCUCAGAUCUGAGUCUGGGUUCUGAAAGUCGUAGGAGCAGUUAGCAGGCUUUAAAUUCUGAGAUAGAAGGUGGUCCUCCUCACAGCCCUUGUCCUGGGCACCCUGGGCACUGCAGGAGCCUCUGGCAGGUGUCACCUGAAGCCGAGGCCCCUUCUCCUCACAAGUGCAGUGUGGUCACUGUCUUUUCUUGAAUAAGUCAGGUGGAAGCCCUGCUCUCGGCCAUCCUUCAGGGGGAGACUCACCAAAUGCCAUGUAAUAGGUGGUGGCAGGUUGUAGCCACAUGGCAGUAGUCAGAGGUGAGGUCCCAUCCUGCCUGUGACUCUUGGAGAACUGUGUCCACCAUUGUCCUUGUCUACCUGGAGGUGUACACACUGACUCUCUGAGACGUCCUUGUACUGGAAGGAGGGCAAGCAGGGUCCACCGUUCGUGUUCUACAGCUCCCAGCCCUGCUCUGGGUCAAGCCCUCCAUCUGCCCUUUCGAGGAGGCGGGAGGAGAAACUCCCCGGCUCCAUGCCCACCUCCAGGCAGGCAGAGAGCAUGUGCAGAUGAGGGGGGCCCUUCUGACCACACGCCCUCCUCUUUCUGGGCCUACCUCCCAGCACAGGGGCCGUGGCCAGCUAGACAAGCCCUGCCCAGGGGCCCCACAUGGCCUUCUCCUUCCCACCCCGGCCGCAGCUGCCCAGGUGUCAGCAGGGUUUCCUGCCCCUCACAGGUGUGGCUCCUAAGAUGGGAGAGAAAUAGAUGGAAGUAGAGAGGAUAAGGUUCUGGGUUUUUCUCUUCAGGGUCAAAAGACGGUAUAGUCUCACUCUGCAAUCACAAGGCCAGGUAGAGAGACACUGGGAGAUCUGCCGAGGCUGUGUGUGGGGUGGUUCUUGUCUGAGAAAGGCAGCUCGGCAUGCUUGCCCUUUGAGCUGAGUUUUAAUGUCACUAAGGCCUUAGGAAAUCAAGCUAAGUAUGCAUUUGAAAUCUUUUUUGCUUUAGUAAGAAACAGGCAGUAUAAAACAAAGAUGGGGAGAUGAUUCAAGAAAGGGGAGCCAUGGAUACCUGGUGAGGGUUUUCAGGUUUCUUCUAAGCUAAUACUAGUACCGAGACGUCCUAGUUCAGGGUCACUAAGGCAUUGCUGUGUCCAGGAGUUCUACAGAGGAAGAUCCCUACCAGAAAGAGGAAAUCAAAGGUGUCAUUUGGGGUUUCAGUUCUAAUUUUUUAUUUCAAAAAAAAAGAUGUCCUUGAAAUAAUUUAUCUAUAUUAAAAAUCAUAUAGCUUUAGAAUAAUUAAAUCCCUCUUUCUCAAAUCUAUCCAAGACCUUCUCAGGGUUCAUUAUGGUGACUCCUAAAAAUUAUGCAGCCAGCGUGUGAUGGGUGGAGCUGUUCUACCUUAGGGUGGAGCUGGUCUCUGUGGCAGGAAAUGCCAGGUCCCCCAGCCCAGCCUCUCUUCUGUCCACACCCGAGUCCCACGCACCAAGCCAGAGCUUGUUCAGACAUGGGGUGAUAAGAGCCAGCAUGCACGCAGCCUCAUUAUUAGAUCCUGUAAAUUCAAACCAAAUUCAGACUUUGGAAAGAAAGUAAGCACAAUUUGGUUUUAAAAAACUGAAACAAAAGUGUAUAACUUCAUGUAUAGUUUAUUCAGCCAGCUAAACCAGUAAUUAGCCUCUUUAACAUGUAAAUAAAAAAAUAAUGUUGAAGUUCACAAGUUAUUCUUCUUUGUUCUUCAAAGCAGUUGAACACUCACUAGUGUGAGAGGUGGUUUUUGAGACGUGUGUAUGUUUCUUUGUAAGUGGAGAAGCCAUAUCUGAAAUAGUCCUGUACUGUAAGAGCUUCCAAAGAUUAAGAAGAACCUCUAUAGCUUCUGCUCUAAAUGGAGUAUUUUUUCCUGAUUAUUGGAUGUUAAACCAACGUGAUCUUUCCUCACCCGAGGGGCUCCCUGCUCACGUGGCCUAGGUGUUCUGCUUAGAUGACACACCUCUAGCUGAGGGCUUUGAGGCUCUGGUGACAGGAACGCAUAUCUGUGUUAUGAAAUUACUUAAUAACAAGCAGGUGGCUACUUUUCUAAAAUAUUGGAGUUUAUCUUUUGAAUAAAAUGACUGUCUUACCAAAAAUAUUUUACAUGUUCUUGAUAAUGAGAUUGUCAUUUUCACUUUAAAAGGCUUGAGCAAUUGCCGCUGAUAUUUUUUUAAAGUGCAUGACAGAAUGGUCUUCAUACUACUUGGAAUAUUUUUUCUAAUCACUGUUUCUUGGUAACUGCAAAUUUUACAUCUCAUAAAGGGAAUUUUUAUACUAAAUUUAAGAACUAGUUGAUUUAAUUGCUAGUCUUAGAAUAAAACUAUACAGUUACACUAUGCUAAAGGAAAUCAUUUCUAUUUAAAAUUGCUUUUGCCUGUUGAUUUGAUGUCUACCAAGAACAUUUCCCAGAGAGCUCGUCAGAUGCUCCCAUUUGGGAAUGUGAGGUCUGCCUGAUGGCUUAUCCUCCUGUUCAGCAUUUGCUUUCCACACGGGGUUGCCAUGACAACCCUCGGUCAAUGCAGCAGGGAAGAUGCUGGUAGCAGGUUCUCUAGGGAAGGGUACCUGUGGGCUCUCACUGGCUCGGUGGUCUCUUUGUGCUAGGUGACUGCAGUGAGGGUGGCUCACUUGGAGAAGGUGACUUUGGCGGGGUCUCCCCUUCAUGACGCUGGGAACCAUGCAGCCGUCACACAGGCCCACGGGAUUGCCCUGCACCCAAGACAGCUGUCUCCUGGGUGGAGACAGCAAGUUAGAGCCGCCUUCUGAGCCAGAUGGUUUAGCUACAUGUUGAAGUCUGCAAGGAAAAUCAGCAUUUUGAAUUUGAGAUGGUAACAGCUGUUGCUGAUAUAGAAGAAUGUAGGUUUUUAAAGGUUUUGUUUGUAAGAGUAGCACUUUUUCCAAUGAAUUUGCUAUGUGACAGAACCUUUGAAGCACUAGUUAAGGUAGACCCCACCAAUAACCUGACAUGAAAUACAUGAAAUCAUGAACUUAAAAAGUCGCCCUCCACCUCUACCCAGUACUGCUUUUCACAAGCAUGUGUCCAUCUCUGUGCUUCUUAAUUGCUCGUUCAGAAACCCUCCAUCUUACAUGUGUAUUGUUGUAAAUGAGUCUGGCACCCAUUUAAAUUAAUCAACUUUUUUUUUAAUGCUAUGAAAAUAACCAGUUCAUUUCAUCUGAGUUUAAGUCUUUUCUUUUUUCCUUUUUUACUGCUGUCAUUUCUUGUGCUUGUUUUCUCCCCAGUGAGGGUUGUCGAAGAGAAAAUACAAUGAAGAAUGUUGGAAGUCGCAAAUAUGCAUUUAAUUCCCUGCAGCUGAAGGCUUUCCCCAAGCAUUACAGGCCUCCUGAAGGGACUUACGGAAAAGUUGAAACAUGAACACACGGUUUCCUCUCAUUAGCUGUCACGUAAUAAAUGUGGGUACCCUCUAGUGUCAUAUAUGAAUUCUUCAAGAAGAUCUGAAGGAUUGGUUUUUAUUUUUGUUUUUCUAACUAUUUCACUCAAGAGUCUAUGGAGCAUGUUUUUGGUGUUGGAAUCCAUAGCAGGUAAUGUUGGGCUUGAUAGUGUGAACAGUAACAACUGCCCAUUUGACUAGCCUUCAGCCGUAACCACGUGGAUUACCAGUAGUUACCUAUAUAAAUCAAACUAGGUACUUCUGAAAUGCUAGAAGACUUUUUAAAAUGCCCACUUAGGCAGCUGCUCACCUAACUUAUUUUUCUACCAAGUAACUCAAAAUUGAGCAUUGAUUUACAGUCUACUUUUUAAAAAUCUCAGUGUAAAACAGGAACUGAUAGUUGAAGUGAUUGGAUCCUGGGCAGACCACUGAAUGUGUUAAAUGUUAACGGAGGUUCUGGGGACAGAAGCUCGCUGUGCCUUACGCAGCGAGGCAGGUGCUUCUGAUGCAGUAGCCUGUCUGUGGUGCGCAGGUGAAACCAGGACUUGAGGUGAAGGCUGCUAAGUCAGCCUGAGCCAGGGCUUUAUCAGAAGGCACACCUGCAGAGCCGCCCACACAGUGGGGGCCACUUGGUCCCUUACAAGCUAGGGAACGGGUGUCUGCUUGAGGACGCGAGGCCAGCUGUCUCCUGUUGCCCAACGCCUCAUGUCUAGUCCCCCAGGCCCAGGGCACGCAUCCCCUUCUCCUCCGGGUCUGGACCUCGCAUGUGGCAUGUCUGAUGCCUCAGUCCACAGUGGGGAUUUGGGGUAUAGAUAGUGGAAGCCUAAAUAUUUUCAGAAUAGAUGUCUUUGGUGGGUUUCCCAAUGUUUCGUCCUCUAAGACAAUACAAUCAUGUUUGAAUGUCCGAUGAAAGUGUCUUUUUAGGUUUGCAAUAACUGUUAUUCUACUCAUUCUGUUAUGUAAGAUGGCUCUUGAGAAAGCUGAAUCUCCUAAAAUGAGAUUUUGAAAAAGGGAUUCAUGGGCCAUAAAACUUAUGAAUUGCAUAGAAAAUUAUGUCUGGUCAUCUAUUAUAAGAUGAUGAUGAGUCUUAUCUGCACAUGGCAGAGUUUUUUUUUCUCUGUUUAUGUUUUAUCAAUUGUUUUAUCAUUAUUAUGUUUAUAUGUUAUUUAAAAGGCUGUAAAAGAAAUACACAUGGCACCUCUUCAUGAUCCCAAUCCUCAUGAUUUGUGAACCGGUAGGAAGUUCCUCUGUCUGGAAUUCUAAUGCGGCUCUUGGGGCUCCUCUAGAAAUGCCACUUGGAAACAUGUAACAAACUUGGGAGCUGAUGCACAGGCAGGACCACCCCUGGGCAGAGAAAGAGAGGGCAGCAGGUUAAGGGUGGGACUGGAUGACCUUCCAGAUCCUUCCUCAGAAAUCAGUGCGUAGAUGGAGCCUGCCCUCUCCUGAGACCCCACUGGGGGUGUGAGCUGGUGUGGAGGGCGCAUCAGUGAGGCCCGGCUGGCGCUUGCGGGCCCCUGCACAGCAGUUGUCGUCCACCAGACCGCAGCGCAGGUGGCAGCAGCUGGUGUCAGAUUGCCCUUUUGUGUCUGUCCCUGUGCAAAGACAGUUUCCACUAUGGCCGAUUCAGUCUCUCACCUCUCCACCGGUUCAGCUAAUUUGUAAGUUUCCACUACCUAUGUAUUUCCAUCUUUACUCAUUUUAACAUCACUACCUUUAAAAAUACCCUUGUAUUUUUAACUAAAUGUUACCCAUACAGCUUUCAGAGUUUUUUGUUUUCUUUUUUCUUUUGGCCUGAACAGCAUUAAAUAUCUGCAUUUAUCAAAAGGGAAUAUAGCAAAUGUUGAAUCAUCAGUUUUGCAUGUGGCUCCUUUAUGUGAAUUAUGUUCCUAAUUUUGGCUUCGUAUUAUGGAUCAUCAGAAAAGUCGAAGGCUUGGCUAAUCACGUAGAGAAUGUUCAGGUUCCAGUAUUUCACCGGCCAUUACUCCUGGGCUCUUGUGUGAGUCUCAGGGCACCACCACACACUCACCGAGCUUGCUGAGCAGGCCACAUUGCCCCAUUUUGGUGGCCACAGACCCUCAGCUCACGUGGGAGCUUUGAGUUUUCAGUUGCAGGAGGAGGGCACUUUGACAGGUUCCCAUAAAACAAAGGUUCCAUCCAGUGUUGCUUAUGAGGCCCCCAUUUAAAAAGAACCAUGGAGACACAUGGACAACUCGGAUGCGAUGUGGAUUCUGUCAAAGCGCCUGCAGCACAGUUGCCUUUGGUUUCCUUUAAAAAUGUACAAAUAUUGUAUAAUACAGUUUUAUUCCUCCACAGUUGUAUUUGCCAAGCUUAGUGCAGUAAGGUCCUUUUAUUUAUUUGUUUGGGGCAGUAUUAAUAUAAAUAAACAGAUAGUUACUGUUUUAUAUAUUCUUAGGUCAUUCAAAGCCAUGUAUGCUGUAAAUGUGCUAGUCUUUAGAAUGACAAAUAAUAAACAACUGACAAGAACAUUAAA
Sus scrofa (pig) is the source of this 11466-nucleotide messenger RNA. Lineage: Eukaryota; Metazoa; Chordata; Mammalia; Artiodactyla; Suidae. The record is from RefSeq and is a predicted model, not a curated record.